AUGAAGAAAGAAAAAUUGGUUCGUAGUCCACCAAGAAAUCGCGUUGGAAGUAUAUGCAUAGGGCAAUUCGUUCUGAUGGCAAACGUUUUUCAGAAUAAAACCGCCUUGCGACAUCUGUUCGUAAGGGAUAUUUCUGAAAUGGUAAAAUAUGGAUUCGAAGUGUUCUGCCGACGAGCGCUCUCGAAGCACACGAAGAAGCCUGGAAUGCCUACCCGUAUACGAAAACGAGUAUGGAUUCGAAGUGUUCUGCCGACGAGCGCUCUCGAAGCACACGAAGAAGCCUGGAAUGCCUACCCGUAUACGAAAACGAGCUUGCUCGAUGAACCGGAAAGUAGAACUCCUGACUUCCCACAACUGUCUAUUGACGAUGAUUCGGCUGCGCAGGAAUUGGAAGGGAAGCGGCACAAAACCACAAAAGUGCAAUCCAUAGUUGGAAAAGGGCAGCGUAGAUUUGUUCUG
Molecule: messenger RNA, 459 nt
Organism: Cooperia oncophora
Lineage: Eukaryota; Metazoa; Nematoda; Chromadorea; Rhabditida; Trichostrongylidae
Source: the annotation of a GenBank genome assembly